UUAGUGUGAACAAACCUUUAGCACCUUUAGCCUUAUCAUUUGCAUUUCGCAAUUAAUUAUUUUAGUGAUUUUAAAUCCUUAUCUGACAAUAUUUAGAUGAUAAGGAUGCGUCAUAGAAAAUUACCCAAUAAAACUGAUAGAUUCUCAAAAUUUAAAAGGACUCUCGAUAACGUUUUGCUUCAAAUUAACACUUUCAGCAAAUCUGAUAAAACGAAAGCUUUAACUUAUGUCUACCAACACCUUCAAGAACAACAAUUCAGUCGAAAUCUCAAUAAGUCAAGACGUAAAACGAAACUUAUAGCACGUACAGAUCACGCUCAUUCGGUUAAGCGGUGUAAAGUAAAAUUGAAGUUAGAGUGUCCUGUUUGCAAUCAGAUUAAGGAUACAAAAAGUGCAAUACUGAAGCAUCUGGAGCAUUUUCAUAUAGGUGUACCUCUGAGCUGUUUACGAUGUCGUAAAACCUUCAACAGUGAACCAUCCUACAACUGGCAUAUACUUAAUUUGUGCUGGCGAAAGAAAAGAAUCUCCCUUAAAAAGUUUAAAUGUCCGGAGUGUCCGAAGGAAUAUGCAGUGAAACGACACUUAAUUCUGCAUCAGAGUGGCCAUAAGAGAAACAAUUGCCCCCAUUGCAAUACCACAUUAACGAAGAGAAAUGAACUGAUAGAUCAUUUGCUCAUUAGGCACAAUGUGCAAUUAAAAAGAGCUCAUUUUAAUUGUGACUAUUGCCAAAAGUCUUUUAUUAAACGUCGUUCCUUAUACAGUCACCUACGGAGUCAUCUAAAGGCAGAAGUUGUCUGUUUGGAAUGUGGUAAAAUUAGUACAUGUAAAGCCGAACAUAAUGGUCAUGAACAGGAACAUGCAAAGCAAAAACCUUGGCAAUGCUCCAUUUGUAAGGAGAGGUUUGCGAGAAGAAAUGUGUAUUUUGCUCACUUAAUUAAACACGAGCGAUACAAAUGUCUAACCUGUAAAGAAAGCUUUGCAUCCAAACUUCGAGUAUAUCAGCAUAGAGUAAAAGGACACAUUGUUCAAGGGUUAACACCGCAUAGUUGUCCUUAUUGUCCCUUACAAUUUUAUCGGAUUAAACUACUAGAGAGUCAUCUGAAUGUACACAUAGAGCACUCGAGUGAGGCUCAGGUUUUAGCUGAAGCUGAGGCAUACACUUGUGAAUAUUGUGGGCAACAAUACACAAAGAAGUUUUUACUAGACCAGCAUUUACUGAGGCUGCAUUGCACAGCACGUGGCCUAUAUUCGUGUGAACAUUGUGAUUAUGCAUCAAGGUUUAGGUCGAAUAUCGCCAGACAUUUGCGCCUGCACUUGACUAAGGAGAAGCAAUUUGUCUGUGAUCAUUGUGGAAAAUUUUUUUCUAAUGGGGCUGUGUUGACCGACCACAUUAAAUAUGUACAUAAACAGGUUAAGCAAUUCAAGUGCCCGAUGUGCGAAAAAUGUUUCAAAAGGAAGCCGGAGCUAACACGUCACCAAUCUGUACAUUCAAGUGUAAAACCAUACAAUUGUGAAUUAUGUUCGAACUCGUACAAGCGAAUUUCCCAUCUGAGGAGACAUGAGAGAAAUGUUCACAACAUUGCAACUAAAACAAAUAGGGUUCAGCAUUUAAUAGUGGAGGAUGAAGCAAAAGGGACAGCAUCCAGUUUAAAUAAGACAUCAACUACUGGUUGUCAUAGUGUUGCCCCUGAUUUUCAUUUCCAGGUCACUGAACUAGUUCUCCAAAAUGAGCUACCAGAAAUUAUUGGAUUUGUUGAUGGAUUGUCACCUACAAGUCUUUGAAAUAUGGAAUAAACUGUUUAUUUUUUAUACUGUCUGUCUUUAAGAAAAUAAAGCAAUAAUUAUUGUCA
Molecule: messenger RNA, 1850 nt
Organism: Photinus pyralis (common eastern firefly)
Lineage: Eukaryota; Metazoa; Arthropoda; Insecta; Coleoptera; Lampyridae
Product: zinc finger protein 420-like
Exons: 6
Coding region: 97-1782 (561 amino acids)
Biological process (GO): regulation of transcription by RNA polymerase II
Cellular component (GO): nucleus
Molecular function (GO): DNA-binding transcription factor activity, RNA polymerase II-specific; RNA polymerase II transcription regulatory region sequence-specific DNA binding
Source: RefSeq, a predicted model, not a curated record